This is a messenger RNA of Carcharodon carcharias (great white shark), 2363 nucleotides long. It is a transcript of the gene hibch, whose product is annotated as 3-hydroxyisobutyryl-CoA hydrolase. Gene Ontology annotation, biological process: L-valine catabolic process. The transcript is spliced from 14 exons. The record is from RefSeq and is a predicted model, not a curated record. Gene Ontology annotation, molecular function: 3-hydroxyisobutyryl-CoA hydrolase activity. Lineage: Eukaryota; Metazoa; Chordata; Chondrichthyes; Lamniformes; Lamnidae. Gene Ontology annotation, cellular component: mitochondrion. The coding region runs from base 110 to 1258 and encodes 382 amino acids.
AAGGGGGAAGAAGCUCUUGGCAGUGUUGGUGUUGCUGCGGUGUGAUGAGGUGAACAGCUGUUACUGGAAUCUCUGGGCCGAAUCUGGAACUCAUUGUAACAAUUUCGGGAUGAGUCUCUGGGUUUUCACUGCUCAGCUCAGGGUGCGGGCACUCUCUAGGUCACAGAUUGUACAAAAACAUAUGAUGUCUACAAAUGCCAAUCUGGAAAAGGAAGUGCACUUGACAAAGUCUGGAUGUGCUGGAAUAAUCACACUAAAUCGGCCAAAGGCCCUUAAUGCUCUGAAUCUUUCUAUGAUUAGACAGAUCUAUCCUCAGCUUAAGAAAUGGGAGCAAGACAAUGAAACCUCAUUAGUGAUCAUUAAAGGAGCUGGAGAAAAGGCUUUCUGUGCUGGUGGUGAUAUUAGAGCUGUUACGGAGGCAGGAAAAGUUGGAGACAGAUUGGCAGAAGAUUUCUUCAAGGAAGAGUAUAUUCUAAAUAAUGCAAUUGGAAACUGCCAGAUUCCAUACGUAGCCCUUAUUGAUGGAAUAACAAUGGGUGGGGGUGUUGGCUUGUCAGUGCAUGGGCAUUUCCGGGUUGCAACAGAGAAAACACUAUUUGCUAUGCCAGAAACAGGAAUAGGUCUGUUUCCAGAUGUAGGAGGUGGUUUUUUCUUGCCAAGACUGGAAGGGAAACUUGGCUUGUACCUUGCCUUAACAGGAUUUAGAAUUAAAGGAAGAAAUGUGCAUCAAGCUGGAAUUGCUACUCAUUUUGUGAACUCUGAAAAGAUCCCAGAUCUGGAGAGAGAUUUGGUGUCUUUAAAAUCUCCUUCUGAGGAAGACGUUGCAGAUCUGUUAAAUUCAUAUCACUUCAAGUGCAAAGCUGAUGAUAAAUUUGUCCUGGCAGAGCAUGUGGACAAGAUUAAUAGACUAUUUAAAACCAACAGUGUAGAAGAAAUACUACAAAACCUGAAGCAAGAUGGUAGUCGAUUUGCACUUCAACACCUGGAGACACUGAAGAAAAUGUCUCCCACAUCCAUGAAGAUUACUUUUCAACAGCUUGAAGAGGGGGCCACAAAGAACCUGUCAGAAGUUUUAGUUAUGGAAUACAGACUUAGCCAAGCUUGUAUGAGAGGCCAUGAUUUCUAUGAAGGUGUGCGUGCAGUUCUGAUUGACAAGGAUCAGAGCCCAAAGUGGAAACCAGCAACCCUAGAAGAAGUGACGGAGGAGUAUCUGAAGAGUUGUUUUAAGUCACUUGGAAACAAAGAACUCAAAUUGUAAUUUUUUAAAAUUGUUUCAUGGGAUGUGGGCAUCGUUGGCAAGGCCAGCAUUUGUUGCCCUUCUCUAAUUGCCCUUGAGAACGUCAUGAUGAAAUGGAUGAAUGAAUUAAGAAUUGAAAAAGAAAAUUAUGAAUGGGCUUCAAAUCUGUUUACUUUCUCUUCAUUAAAUUACCAUACUUAUUGGCGUUUGACGUUGACAAAUGACACUUUUGUAUUACAAGUAUAAUAAAUAUACCAAAACACUAUUGUUCUUUUGGUUGGGCACAGGUAUCAGCUACCAAUUUUUAACAACAGCUUGUAUUUAUGUGGUGCCAUUAAUUUAGAAAACAUACCAAGUCACUUCACAGAGUUAAAAAGAAAAUGACUGCAAAAACGUAGAUAUUAGAUGGAUUGACUAAAAGCUUGGUCAGAGAGAGAGAAGUUUUAAUGAGGGUGUUGGAGUAUGAGAAGGAUUUAGGGAGGGAAUUUCAGAACAUGCAGUUUCAUGCGGCCGAAAGUAUAGCUGCCAAUGGUGCGUAGACAAAACUUAGGGAGAGGAAGGUGAGGGUGCACAGUGGUGGUGCAGCAGAGUGCUCAGAGAGGUUGAAGUCAGAGGAAUGGAAUGUUUGGGAGGGGUCGUUUCUGUAGGACUGGAAUUGGUAGCAGAGAUGGGGAGGACAAGAUCGUGACAUUUUUAAACAACACUUUUGGGGAUCUGGAAGCAGCAUAUGUUAGCAUGGGGAGUGGAUAAUGGGUAAAUGGGGAUUGAGACAGGAUAGGAUGCAGGUGACAGUGCUCUGGAUGGACUGAAAUUUACAGAGAAUGGAAGGCCAACCUGGAGAGCAUUGUAAUAGUCAAGUCUUCUUCAAACUAUUUGGGUGGACAGAUUUAGGUGUAAGCAUUUCAUGUUGCUUGAACCUGUUUAUAAUUUUGAGUUUUAAAGAAACUGAUACAGAUUUUUAUAGGAAAAAACUGGUAAGCAAAUAUUCGCUAAAAAUGAGAUUCAGUGAAGAAGCUAUCAAAGAAGAUGGGGUUAUUUAUGUAACAUUUGUAAUGAUGAAUUUGUAUCUGUUAUGAGGUGUGAAACCAUGUCAUCAUCAAUAAAAUUUACUGAUGCACUAGUAAAA